This is a messenger RNA of Aspergillus aculeatus ATCC 16872, 1070 nucleotides long. RefSeq names its product basic secretory family protein. Lineage: Eukaryota; Fungi; Ascomycota; Eurotiomycetes; Eurotiales; Aspergillaceae. Bases 1 to 909 code for a protein of 302 amino acids. The record is from RefSeq and is a predicted model, not a curated record. The transcript is spliced from 3 exons.
AUGAGUCGCAUCACAGUUUUCUCCAAGUUUGAACAGCAGCAGCAGCAGGUCACCACUUCAACUUCACCCUCCCCCUCCACCUCCAUCACCACAACCCCCGCACUUCCCACCCCCAAAUUCCUCCUCCAAAUCCACGACCUCCGCCAUCCCUCCGUCACCAUCUUCCUCACCCUAAUCCCCAAUCUAGCCUCCACCCUCGAAACCGCAUUAACCACCAUCCUCCAAACCCUCUACACCUGCCCAUCCCCCCCAUCAUCCCCCUCCUUCCCAGAAUCCCCUCCAACCCCAAACACCCCCCCCACAACCCAAAUAUCAUUCACCCCAACCCUCCCCCCGACCCGCUCCAUCACCACCCACCUCCGCCCCAUCCCGGGCGUCGCCUACACCAAAGGCACAGACCUCGACCCGGACCACAAAGAGAUCCACCUCUCGCUCUCCUACAUCGCGACCUGCACCGAGCGAUCUAUUCCCUCCACCACACACGCCGAGAUCGUCGGGGUCCUCACCCACGAACUUGUCCACUGCUACCAGCACACGGCGCCCGACGAUGACGACACCACCCCUCACCCGCCCGGGGGCCUGAUCGAGGGGAUCGCCGACUUCGUGCGCCUCAAGGCCGGGUUGGCGCCGCCGCACUGGCAGCGGCCGCGGUCGGCGGCGGAGCGUCCCGAGAAGUGGGAUCAGGGGUAUCAGCAUACGGCGUAUUUCCUGGCCUGGUUGGAGGAUGUCCGCGUCGGGAGGGGGGCGGUGGGGUUGGUGAAUGAUCGGUUGUUGAAGGUUGGGUAUGUGGGUGAGGAUGACGACGGGGACGGAGAGGGGUUCUGGCGGGGGUUGUUUGGGGUCGGGGUUGAGGAGUUGUGGGAGGAGUAUGGUCGAUAUCUGGAUACCUCGGCGGAAGAAGAACGCUAGCUGGGAACUCGAGGGAAGGUGAGAUUAAUCUUGAGUAGAGCUGUGGGAUUACAUGUCGAGCUGGAUGGACAGGCACCUCCAUCUCCAUCCAUUUGAGUUUAAGAUAUUCUCGUCAGUUGAGGCACACAUUAUGAAAAAUAUAAAGACCGAAGAGUGAACAU